This is a messenger RNA of Osmerus eperlanus (European smelt), 1982 nucleotides long. RefSeq names its product alpha/beta hydrolase domain-containing protein 17A-like. The transcript has 5 exons. Gene Ontology annotation, biological process: regulation of postsynapse organization; protein depalmitoylation. Gene Ontology annotation, molecular function: palmitoyl-(protein) hydrolase activity. Bases 674 to 1585 code for a protein of 303 amino acids. Gene Ontology annotation, cellular component: plasma membrane; endosome membrane. The record is from RefSeq and is a predicted model, not a curated record. NCBI's taxonomy places the organism in Eukaryota, Metazoa, Chordata, Actinopteri, Osmeriformes, Osmeridae.
AGAUUAAAAAAAUAACACAGUCUACCCAUAGAUUAACAUGGAUGACAGCAGCUAGCUACCAAGUUAUCUGUAACGUUGGACCUUCAAAACAUUUAAGUAACAAUAGACACGCUUUUUGGGGUUUUCAAAGCUACUUUAAAAUAAGUGCCUCGCGUCUUUGCGAGUCAGGAUCUGGAUCACACAGCUAGCUAGCUAUUAGCUACCUGGACCAGCUGAUUUCCGCAGCUGAACUCUCCGUAGUUCAGGGUGUUGAGUUGGUCUGUUUAACUUGAAGAAUUUAUUGAUGUGAGGUUGAGUUUCCAUGCUGUCAGAGAUGUUUUAUGUAACUCGCUGCGGAUGAGACGUUAUUCGAGCCCUCCAUUAUUAUGGAAAUGUCACUAUCCAACUCCAGCGACUGGGUUUGGUAAACAGACGGUUUACUAAAUACAGUAGAUAAGGAUUGCAAGUCAUCAGAUCAGCGAACUUCAGAGAAAAGCUUCAGUGAAGACCACCGAUCAUCUGACCAUACGAACCUCACGACAACAGCCCAGUGACACGAAGUUUGAACUGAAAACAUGGAUUUCAAUAAGGGGACUUCAAUACUCACAUCAAAUAAUCUACUUCUCGUUCAGUGUAAAUAGCAGUUUUUUGUCCUCCGACUGGCUUCGACUCUGUUCAACUAAAAAGGGGAACCAUGAACUGCCUGUCCUUUAGCGAGCUAUGCUGCCUCUUCUGCUGCCCGCCCUGUCCCGGCCGCAUUGCCGCCAAGCUUGCCUUCCUGCCCCCAGAGCCCACCUACUCCCUGCUCCCAGACCCGGAGGCCCCCCCCAGCACCAGGCCCCGGGGGGCUGGGGGUCCAGGGGAGGGCCGCUGGAAGCUGCAGCUUUCAGAGAGAGCAGAGUUCCAGUACUCCCAGAGGGAGCUGGACACCACAGACGUGUUCCUCACGCGCUCCUCCAGAGGGAACCAGGUCUGCUGCAUGUACAUCCGCUGUGCCCCCAACGCCAGGUACACAGUCCUGUUCUCUCACGGGAACGCUGUGGACCUGGGUCAGAUGAGCAGCUUCUACCUGGGCCUGGGCUCCAGGAUCAACUGCAACAUUUUCUCCUAUGACUACUCCGGCUACGGCGCCAGCAGCGGGAAGCCGUCCGAGAAGAACCUGUACGCUGACAUAGACACUGCCUGGCACGCCCUGCGCACACGCUAUGGCAUCAGUCCAGAGAGCGUCAUCCUGUACGGUCAGAGCAUCGGCACGGUGCCCACGGUGGACCUGGCGUCCCGCUACGAGUGUGCUGCCGUCAUCCUGCACUCGGCCCUCACCUCCGGCAUGAGGGUGGCCUUCCCCGAAACCAGCAAGACCUACUGCUUUGACGCCUUCCCCAAUAUAGAGAAGGUCUCCAGGAUCCCCUCCCCCGUCCUCAUCAUCCACGGGACGGAGGACGAGGUCAUCGACUUUUCCCACGGCCUGGCGCUGUAUGAGCGCUGCCCCUCCGCCGUGGAGCCGCUCUGGGUGGAGGGGGCGGGGCACAACGACAUUGAGCUCUACAGCCAGUACCUGGAGCGCCUGAGACGCUUCAUAGGACAAGAGCUGGGCCAACACACCUAGGGGUCUUUCUCUCUCUGUCUCUCUCUCUCUGUCUCUCCCUGUCUCUCUCUCUGUCUCUCCCUGUCUCUCUCCCUCUCUGGUAUGUGUUGUACAGACAGCUGAUAAGUAGCUAACUGACCUGUGAGGUGAAUUAUGGGCUGGAUAUCAUGUUAAUCAUGUGGCCGUAGCAACCAAAACAAGGAAGGCCCUGUGUUCUGACUCCUUCAGACCCCCCCCCUCCUCCAGACUUUCGUUCUACGUUGUCUUCAGACAUCUGUGUUUUUUUUGUUUAAUUUGAUCCAGUUAUUAAUUAUUAUUGAAUUGUUGUGAACUUCCUCUUUUUAGUUUUUUUCCAAGAAUGUACAAAUAUAUUAGAAAAUAAAGUCAUAAAUUGAUAAAACAUGGUUCCCUGUUGUGU